AUGUCGUCCACGGCGGUCGCUGCUUCUUCCAGGAGGCAGUCGUGUUAUUUGUGCGACCUGCCCCGCAUGCCCUGGGCCAUGAUUUGGGAUUUUACCGAACCCGUGUGCAGGGGAUGUGUCAACUACGAGGGAGCGGACCGCAUCGAGUUUGUCAUCGAGACCGCCCGCCAGCUGAAGCGGGCUCACGGCUUCCAGGAGGGCAGGUCUCCCGGGCCCGUCAAGUCGCAGCUCUCCGGGAAGGAGAUCCAGGCGAUCAACCACGCCGCGGCGGGAGACCCCGGCUCGCGGCCACCGCAGCCCUUGGAUCGCUACCCGCUCUCCACCGACCGCCCCCCGAGGCUGGGCUCCGAGUACGCGUCCGGACGUCAGGCGAACGGCAUCCCCGUGCCCAAUGGAUUUCCUAAGCCCGACGAGCCGCCGGAGCUCAACCGCCAGAGUCCCAACCCGCGCCGGAACAGCGCGGUGCCCCCCAACCUCGUGCCUUUGGUGAACGGGAGCAUGGCCCCCGUGCACGCCGUCAACGGUAGACCGGGACAGAUGGGGCUUCCCUCCGCCCUAGCGGCCGGUAGUCCAGCCGAGCUGGGCAAGAGACCGGCUUCGGUGUCCAGCAGCGAGCACGACCGCGACGGCAAGGAGAAGCACAGAGCGGACAGUCUGACGCCGGAGAUCGCGGAGGCUCACAAAGGCAGAGCGGAGCCCGACUGGAUGGGCAAGGGCAAGACUGUGCGGGAUCUCAUGGCUCUGCACACGUUCGACAGCCGCUUCAAGAAGGACCAUGCGGCCAUGCAACAAAGGGUGAUGAGCUACGACGGCAGCGCCUCGGCUUCCAAGUCAGAGAGAGGAAAGCACCCCCGCAGCAGUAUGAAGAGAAAAGCCUCCCCCGAACCGGAGGGCGAAGGCACGGCCGCCAAGCUCAACGGCGAAGCCCAGCAGUGGUUACCGCCGCCUUCCGACGGACUCAAAAUGCCACCGGUGCCCCCUCCGAGCUUCGCCUCACCCCCUUCCACGAUAUCCCCCCACUCCCGCACCACCCCGCCGGAGGCAGCUCAGAACGGCCAGUCCCCCAUGGCGGCGCUCAUCAUGGCGGCAGACAACGCGGGCGGGAACAGUUCUCCCAAGGAUGCCAACCAAGUCCACUCCACCACACGCAGGAACAGCAGCAGUCCCCUGUCGCCCUCCUCCAUGAGUCAGAGGAGGCUGGCGCAGAGAGAUGCAUCAGGCGCAGGUACCCCUCACGUGCCGGGCAUGGACCAAGUGCACCCCCAAAGCAUUCCGGACACCUCGGUACCAGGCAGCAUACCCCUGUGCUGCACGCUGUGCCACGAGCGUUUAGAGGACACCCACUUUGUUCAGUGCCCGUCUGUGCCCUCUCACAAGUUCUGCUUCCCCUGCUCGAGGGAGAGCAUAAAACAGCAAGGUGCCACGGGUGAAGUGUAUUGUCCCAGCGGGGAGAAGUGUCCCCUGGUGGGCUCCAACGUACCCUGGGCUUUCAUGCAGGGGGAAAUCGCCACCAUCCUGGCGGGGGACGUCAAAGUAAAAAAGGAGAGGGACCCUUGAU
This is a messenger RNA of Nerophis lumbriciformis (worm pipefish), 1558 nucleotides long. The record is from RefSeq and is a predicted model, not a curated record. Lineage: Eukaryota; Metazoa; Chordata; Actinopteri; Syngnathiformes; Syngnathidae.